This is a messenger RNA of Toxorhynchites rutilus septentrionalis, 2048 nucleotides long. It is a transcript of the gene Aatf, whose product is annotated as protein Aatf. Gene Ontology annotation, cellular component: nucleus; nucleolus. The record is from RefSeq and is a predicted model, not a curated record. Bases 107 to 1636 code for a protein of 509 amino acids. Lineage: Eukaryota; Metazoa; Arthropoda; Insecta; Diptera; Culicidae. The transcript has 2 exons. Gene Ontology annotation, biological process: regulation of transcription by RNA polymerase II.
CACAAUCCAAAACAAACAUGUGCACAUAUCAACAACACCACGUUUAGCUCGAUGCGUUUGUUGCAAGCAUGUUGUAGGUAGAAGAAUCGCACCAAAACGCUCGGAAAUGAAAACGAAAAAGUUUAACAUAAAAAGGAGGAGUGCCCCUGAAACGUUGUCGGAUAAAAUUCACGCCCAGUUCCAACCAAAACCUUCCAGGGACGUUGCUGACGAUUCGGGCGACGAGGAAACCCGGCCGAAAUUUAGCGAGUUUGAGGAAAAUGAUGCCGAGUUGGAACGAGCUGCCGGCAGCGGUUUGAGUGAAAUUCGGAAAAGAAAUAUUGAAUACUUGGAUGCGGUCGAUAGGAAGUAUCAGGGACAGAUUUCCUCCCGCAGGGAGGUUUUUGAGAGCGAAGAGGACGAGAAAGGUUCGGAUGAUGCUAGUUCGGAAGCUGAAGAAAGUUCUGAGGACGACGGUUAUCAGCCGGGUGCUUUUGUGAAGUUGAAGCAGUAUCAUAAUUCUGAGGAAGCGGAAGCGGACGAUCGCGAGUUCGAUGAAGGUACUGAUUCUGAAACAUAUGACGACGACGCGGAGGAGAGCGAUGACGACGAAGAUGAAGAGAAUGAUGAGCAGGAUGAGGAUGACGUUAAUGAUAUUUCUCUGGGAGAUUUGUUGGGAAAAAGUUCAAGCGACUCUCAGAAAUUUUUACAGGACGAAAAUCAACAGGAAUCAGUUCAGAAAGGAAUUUGUGUUCAAAAUCAGCUAAAAAUAUGGGAACGUCUUCUAGAGAUGCGCAUUAAGAUGCAACCAUGCCUGGUAACGGCCAACGCUCUUCCUCGCGAAGACAAAUUCCACAGUUUCUCCAACGAGGAAACAUUCAGAGAAGCCACUCAACGGACGGUUGACACCGUUGAAUCCACUCUCCAAAGCCUACUUCAGCUGCAAGAAACAUUGGCGGGCAGCUUUCCGGAAACGAAAGAUUUGUUGAAAGUCGGAUCCAAAAGGAAAGGCAAAGGCGCUGUCUCGAAUGGCAAGAGCAGUAAAAAUGUCCGUUUGAAUGAUUUUGAGCUGAGGAUAGGAGAAAAUUUUGCCAACUUCAAACCUUAUCGGAAUGAUGUCCUCCAAAGGUGGGACGAUCGAGCUAAAGCGUCCAGCAAUGUCAAAAAUGUACACCAGUCACUCAGUGUGAUCAAGAAGAUAGAAAACGGUAUGCUGGCGAAAGACGAAUUGAUCCGGAAAACUCAACUAUACCGAGGCGGUUAUGAACUGUUCGCAAAACCUGCGCCGGAAAAGGUAGAUCACACAAAAGAGGCAACCGAUUGCGGCGAAGAACCGGAACCGGUAUACGAUGAGGAAAUUUACGAUGAUUCAGAUUUCUAUCACGCACUGCUGAGAGAACUGAUUGAGUAUAAAUCCAACGUGACGGAGAAUCCGCAGGAAAUCAAUGCCAAGCUGGCCGAACUGCAGAAAUUGCGAAGCAAGAUGAAGAAACAGGUCGAUACGAGGGCGUCCAAGGGUAGAAAAAUAAGAUAUGUGGUUCACAAGAAGCUGGUUAAUUUCACUGCUCCGGAUGACAAGCACGAGUGGACGGAAGAAGCGAAGAAUGAGCUGUUUGCUUCGUUGUUCGGAGGCACAAACGCGGGUACGGAAGGGUAGAAGUCGUUCGAUCUGUGAGGACACGAACUGGCAGGAUGAAGAAAGGCGAACGAAUUAGUCUAAGGGUGGGUUUAGACUAGUGAUAUAUUCAUGUGAAUAAAUAUGAUGAGAUUUAUAGAAAUCGCAUCAACCGUUUACACUAGCGUGAACUUUUAUAAUGAAUAUAUUCAUAUUUUCGAUGAAUUUAUUCACCGGAAGUAGAACUGCAUCCAACUUUAGUGAUUUCUCACCAGUGAGAAAUUCAUAAGCGUUUACAUAUGCUGAAUUUAUUCAAGUUAUAUAUACCUCGAAUAAGUGUAUCACAUUUAUUCUCACCCGUUUACACCUAUUUUCACGUGAAUAAAUCCAUCUAUAGCUAUAGAUCUCCCUAAUGUAAACCCGCCAUAAUAAAUAUAAACAACCCUAUUCUGUA